Anas platyrhynchos (mallard) is the source of this 921-nucleotide messenger RNA. It is a transcript of the gene VMA12, whose product is annotated as vacuolar ATPase assembly factor VMA12. Gene Ontology annotation, cellular component: endomembrane system. Lineage: Eukaryota; Metazoa; Chordata; Aves; Anseriformes; Anatidae. Gene Ontology annotation, biological process: vacuolar proton-transporting V-type ATPase complex assembly. The record is from RefSeq and is a predicted model, not a curated record.
CGCCCUUCCUUGUUGCCUAGGUGAAGGGAGGAGGGCGCCGCAAGAUGGCGGCCGCCGUCAGGGCCGGGCCGCGCCUGAGGGGAGCGGUGGAAGGAGAGGAGCUGGCCGGGCUCCCCGCCGAGCUGCGGGAGGAGCUGCGGGACGCUGUGGGCUCUGAGGGUGGCCUGGUGCCGUUCAGCUUGCUGAGGAGGCUGCACAGCGGGCUAAGGGAGGCAGACUCGCCGCUGUUUCUUUACCAGCUCCUGGAAGGCAGCGAGAUCGCCGUGCCCGAGGUGCCGGUGCAGCCGCGGAACCCCGAGCUGGUGGCGCGGCUGGAGAGGAUCAAGGCCAAGCUGGCCAACGAGGAGUACCGGCGGAUGACCCGCAACGUCACCGGCCAGGACAUGAACCGAGGUGGGACGUUGGCUGACUUUGGGAGGCAAGUUCGCUCCAUGAAAGCCGUGGUCAUCACCGUCUUCAACUACAUCGUCACCGUGGUGGCCGCCUUCGCCUGCACCUACCUGGGCAGCCAGUACGUCUUCGCAGAGACCGCGGCGCGCGUCCUCUCGGCGGUAAUUGUGGCCUCGGUGGUCGGCCUGGCGGAGCUCUACGUCAUGGUGCGGACCCUCGAAGGGGACCUGGGGAAGCUGUAACCACGUGCAACCCCCCGAGCUGCGGUGCUCGCGCUGUGCUGGAGGCUUUGGGCCGCCCCGGGAGGCGUUGGUUUGGGGCAGGAUUCUCUCUGCGUUGGCAGCUGGUGGACCUGAACGUUCCUGAGAUGAAUGGGGGAUUGAAAAAUCCCACAGCCGCAGAGCAAAGAGGGGCCGGCUGUGAACUUUUACCACCCCAGCACGGAGAGGAGCGUGAGCUGGUGCUGGUCCAGCUCUGUGAAGCUGCUGUGCUUUCGUUCUGGAAAUAAAUAACCUCGUGUUUGCGACCGUG